AGAACACCAGAAAAUAAAACAGAAGAGAAUGCAGAUUGUAUGGGUCGUUUUGUCUCCCUCAAAUGAUUGUGAACUACUAGAAUACGUGUUUCCACUAUGCCCACUGCAUGUCAAGCAGAGAAUGAAGAGUGCUGUACUGAAAGAAAUUAAAAUCCUCUCUGUAAUAUGCUUCUGCCUCAAAAAAUAAACAAACACAAAAACACUAAAAAUGAGUAUCAAUUAGUUUCCCCCUUCUCUUUUGCUUUUGCAGUGAGUUGGUGAGGACAAAAGGCGAGAGGACAAUGUAUCUGGUUUUCAUCCCUUUUCUUAAAGAAGGAUGUGGAAAUAAUAAAGGAAGUUCAAAGGAGGGCCACAGAAAUGAUCCAGGUCCUGGAAAACAAGCAUUACUGAUGUAAGGCUUAAGGAGCUUAUCUUACUUAGCUUAAUUGAAAAGAAGGUUAAGAGGUGACUUGAUCACUGUGUGUAUCUGCACACACCUUUAAAAAGCACCUGAUAGUGAAUGGCUUUGCAACUGUACUGACAAAAGCAGAACAAGAUUUACUGCCUUGCAAAGUUGGCAGGCGAGUUUUAGAACAACCACGAUCACACGAUUACCUAGUGCUGAGGAUAACUGAGCAGUGGAACAGCUUACCAAAUGGUGAACUUGCCAUCACCUGAAAUAUUCACAAUUAGUUAUCUGCUUAAAAGACACUGUUUUGUCCAGCUUCUGGGCUAAAUCGCGUGGUCUGUGAAUGCAAGGAGAUUGAUUGGGCUGGAUGAUUUUUGAAGCCCUUUCUGAUCUCAAAUCAUGUGAAUCUAUGAGUUUUCCUGUUUGUCCUUUAAUUCAUGGAUGUCAUAAGGACAAUGACAUUGCCAGCAGCUGCAAUCAAUAGGCUCGUAACAGUUGCAGCUUUGUAUUAACACAAUUCAAAUCUCUUGUUUCAGAGCAUCAUCUGUUCAGCUAUGGAACUGAGCAAGAUUUAUGCUGGCCUCACCCUUUAACAUGUAUUCUUAGGACAAUUUCCCUUCUUUUUAAGCAUCAAAGAGUGGCUAAAAAUGGAGGGGUGGCGCAGGAUGGGAUGAUAGAGCACAAGAAAUGGCAGGCCAACUCAUCUUUUUUGAUGUCUGGCUAAUCUUCCCACUUUGUAUGAUUAAGGUCAAACAGAUUACCCGGUUAUUUUUCUUCAGGCAGAUUAUUGUAGGAAGGCUUUAUUCUUCCCAGGAGCACGGGGCACGGUUUCCAAGCUGGGCUCAUUGGGGUAUUCUCCCUAGGGGAUAUUAUCAGCACCCCUGGCUGAUUGUUUUAUAACUUGUGAGGCGAAUUUUCUGGAGGACCUAAAUGUUUAACCCUGAUGAUAUGAGGAAAACAUAUUGUCUUGCAAUAUCCGCAUGAGGGAACAAAGCAACUUUUGUUCACCUCAGCUUUGGGUACGGCCAACUCCAAUGGGGCCAUGCCAACCAUCACCUGUCCUGCUGCCAACUUCCCGCAGAGGUUCCUCGGCGUUAAUUACCCUGUUUAAUCACAGCCAGCUGUUACAACAGCCAGAGAUCGGUGGCAGUUCCUAGUAGGGGGGGCUCCCCACCCUACAGCAGCUCUACCUGCCCGGGGCUGGCGGGGGGGCUCGGGGAGCACCUGAGGCAGCCACGGAGGAGGAGAAGAAGGAGAAGAAGGAGGCGCUCGUCUCCUGCCACUGGGGCUCUCCCAGCGCCGGGGAGCCGCGGGAGGAGUUACCUGGCCGAGCUGUGGAGGCCAUUUCUCGGGGAGAAACGCGCCCGGGGGCACUGGGUGGCAGAGAGGAUGCCCGUGAGGAGCCCCCCGCAGCCCUGCCCGAUGCCUUUUGAGGAAAGCAGGGCUUGAAAUCCUCCCUCCUCUUCCUCCCGGGGGACUUCCGCUGCAUGGAGGAAGACGCUUUUUACUAGAGAUUUAACUUGCUUAAAGAUAUCAAGGUUUUGGGAUACACAAAGUGGAACAGGAUCGCCAUGUUUCGAAACAGUCUCAAGAUGCUUCUUACAGGAGGGAAGUCAAACCGCAAAAACAGGUCCAGUGAUGGAGGGAACGAGGAGCCACCAGACCGAAGACAGGCAAGUGUAGACUUCCGUCAGAGCCGAUCUGGGCAAGGCACCUCCACAGAGAACGACUGUGCUUUUGAACCAGACUACGCUAUUCCGCCACUCCCAGUGACCGAAGGUAUGCAGCACAUUCGGAUUAUGGAGGGCAUGUCCCGCUCCCUUCCAUCCUCCCCCUUACUCACACAUCAGUCUAUCAGUGUUCGGCUCCAACCUGUGAAGAAGUUAACUGCCCCUUUGAGGAAGGCAAAGUUUGUUGAGAGCCCUCGAAUCCCAGAAUCUGAGCUUGGCUCACCAACACUUUCUUCAGCCCAGAAACUGGACGUUGAUGCAUACUGCCCUGGUGACGCUGAGCAGGAGCUGGGACCCCCUCCAUCCGUAGAUGAGGCAGCAAACACACUCAUGACUCGCCUGGGCUUCCUCCUCGGAGAGAAAGUCACGGAGGUACAGCCAGGGCCCCAGUACAGCAUGGAGGUGCAGGACGAGAACCAGACCUCCGCAGGAACGCAGCGCAUAAGCCCCUGCUCCACGCUGACCAGCAGCACGGCCUCGCCGCCAGCCAGCAGCCCCUGCUCCACCCUGCCGCCCGUCAGCACCAGCGUCACCGCCAAGGACUGCACCUAUGGGGCCGUCACCAGCCCCACGUCCACGCUGGAAAGCAGAGACAGCGGUAUCAUAGCUACUUUGACAAGCUACUCAGAAAAUGUGGAACGCACGAAGUAUGGAGGGGAGAGCAGUAAAGAGCUUGGAUCUGGAGGAAACCUGAAACCCUGGCAGUCCCAGAAGUCCAGCAUGGACUCCUGCUUGUAUCGCGUGGAUGAGAACAUGACGGCCUCAACCUACAGCUUGAACAAGAUCCCGGAAAGGAACCUGGAGACGGUCUUGUCCCAGUCAGUGCAGUCUAUUCCUCUUUACCUUAUGCCACGGCCAAAUUCCGUAGCAGCCACCAGCUCGGCCCACCUGGAGGACCUGGCAUACCUGGACGAGCAGAGGCACACUCCCCUGCGGACGUCCCUCCGCAUGCCGCGGCAGAGCAUGGCCGGUGCCCGUGCACAGCAGGACCUGCGAGUACGCUUUGCACCUUACCGACCUCCUGACAUCUCUCUGAAACCACUGCUCUUUGAGGUUCCCAGCAUCACCACCGAGUCCGUCUUCGUUGGCCGCGACUGGGUGUUUCACGAGAUAGAUGCUCAGCUGCAGAGCUCAAAUGCCAGCAUUAACCGAGGAGUGGUGAUCGUUGGCAACAUAGGCUUUGGAAAGACUGCCAUCAUCUCCAGGCUGGUUGCGCUCAGCUGCCAUGGCACACGUAUGAGACAGAUCGCUUCGGAUAGCCCGCACGCCUCCCCAAAACAUGUGGAUGCAAACAGAGAGCUGCCCUUAACCCAGCCGCCGUCUGCUCACUCUUCGAUCGCCAGUGGGAGCUGCCCCGGGACUCCCGAAAUGCGCCGGCGCCAGGAAGAGGCCAUGCGGAGACUAGCUUCACAGGUCGUCGCCUAUCACUACUGCCAAGCGGACAAUGCCUACACCUGCCUGGUGCCUGAGUUCGUGCACAACGUGGCCGCGCUGCUCUGCCGCUCGCCGCAGUUUGUCGCCUACAGGGAGCAGCUCCUGCGAGAGCCCCACCUGCAGAGCAUGCUCAGCCUGAGGUCCUGUGUCCAAGACCCCAUGGCCUCCUUUCGGAGGGGAGUCCUGGAGCCCUUGGAGAAUCUGCACAAAGAGAGGAAGAUCCCCGAUGAAGAUUUCAUCAUAUUAAUUGAUGGCUUAAAUGAGGCAGAAUUUCACAAGCCAGAUUAUGGAGACACCAUAGUAUCAUUUCUCAGCAAAAUGAUUGGAAAAUUCCCUUCCUGGCUGAAGCUGGUGGUGACAGUCAGGACAAGUCUACAGGAAAUAAUUAAGCUGUUGCCCUUCCAUAGAAUAUUUUUGGACAGACUGGAGGAGAAUGAAGCCAUAGACCAGGACCUGCAGGCGUACAUCCUUCAUCGGAUACACAGCAGCUCGGAGAUCCAGAACAACAUCUCGCUGAAUGGCAAAAUGGACAACACUACGUUUGGCAAGCUCAGUUCUCACCUCAAGACUUUGAGCCAAGGGUCCUACCUGUACCUAAAACUCACUUUUGAUCUCAUAGAGAAAGGAUACCUAGUACUAAAAAGCUCCAGCUACAAAGUAGUGCCAGUGUCUCUGUCAGAAGUUUACCUGUUGCAGUGCAAUAUGAAGUUCCCAACGCAGUCUUCCUUUGAUCGGGUUAUGCCUCUCUUGAAUGUGGCAGUGGCAUCUCUGCACCCAUUAACAGAUGAACAUAUUUUUCAGGCCAUUAAUGCAGGUAACAUUGAGGGCACUUUGGAGUGGGAUGACUUUCAGCAGAGGAUGGAGAACCUUUCUAUGUUUCUUAUCAAACGUAGAGAUAUGACGCGAAUGUUUGUUCAUCCCUCUUUUCGAGAAUGGCUUAUUUGGAGAGAAGAAGGUGAAAAGACCAAGUUUCUCUGUGAUCCUAGGAGUGGCCACACAUUACUUGCCUUCUGGUUUUCCCGUCAAGAAGGAAAACUAAAUCGACAGCAAACUAUUGAACUGGGACAUCACAUUCUCAAAGCACAUAUUUUUAAGGGGCUGAGUAAAAAAGUUGGGGUUUCUUCCUCCAUCCUCCAAGGGCUUUGGAUCUCCUACAGUACCGAAGGCCUUUCCAUGGCAUUGGCAUCACUGAGAAACCUCUACACCCCAAACAUCAAGGUCAGUCGGUUGCUGAUUCUAGGAGGUGCAAAUGUGAAUUACCGGACAGAAGUUCUGAACAACGCCCCGAUUUUGUGUGUCCAGUCUCACCUGGGGUACACGGAGAUGGUGGCUCUGCUCUUGGAGUUUGGUGCUAAUGUAGAUGCUGCUUCUGAAAGCGGCCUGACUCCCCUUGGAUAUGCUGCUGCUGCUGGAUUUCUAAGUAUUGUUGUGCUGCUGUGCAAGAAACGGGCCAAGGUGGAUCACUUGGACAAAAACGGUCAGUGCGCUCUGGUUCACGCUGCUCUCAGGGGACACUUGGAAGUGGUGAAGUUUCUGAUCCAAUGCGACUGGACCAUGGCUGGGCAACAGCAGGGAGUGUUUAAAAAGAGCCACGCCAUCCAGCAGGCACUGAUCGCUGCAGCCAGCAUGGGGUACACAGAGAUUGUCUCCUACCUGCUCGAUCUUCCAGAAAAAGAUGAAGAGGAGGUGGAGCGAGCACAAAUCAACAGCUUUGACAGUCUUUGGGGAGAGACAGCUCUGACGGCGGCGGCGGGCCGAGGGAAGCUGGACGUCUGCCGGCUGCUCCUGGAGCAGGGCGCCGCCGUGGCGCAGCCCAACCGGCGCGGGGUGGUCCCGCUCUUCAGCGCGGUCAGACAGGGCCACUGGCAGAUCGUAGAUCUCUUACUCACCCACGGUGCUGAUGUGAACAUGGCAGACAAGCAGGGGCGGACGCCGCUGAUGAUGGCUGCAUCCGAGGGACAUCUGGGCACAGUGGAGUUUCUGCUUGCACAAGGUGCCUCCAUCUCUCUGAUGGACAAGGAGGGCUUGACAGCGCUCAGCUGGGCUUGUCUGAAGGGCCACCUGUCUGUGGUGCGUUCUCUGGUGGAGAACGGGGCUGCCACUGACCAUGCCGAUAAAAACGGACGCACUCCGCUGGACCUGGCUGCUUUUUACGGCGAUGCAGAGGUGGUUCAGUUUCUGGUGGACCAUGGGGCCAUGAUCGAGCACGUCGACUACAGCGGGAUGCGGCCCCUCGACAGGGCAGUGGGGUGCCGCAACACCUCGGUGGUCGUCACCCUCCUGAAGAAAGGAGCGAAGAUAGGUUGUCAGACGUUACCGAGUCGCCCACGAGGUCCAGCAACAUGGGCGAUGGCAACCUCCAAACCAGACAUCAUGAUCAUCCUGUUGAGCAAGCUGAUGGAAGAGGGAGACAUGUUUUAUAAGAAAGGUAAAGUGAAAGAGGCUGCCCAGCGCUACCAGUACGCUCUCAAGAAGUUCCCCAGGGAAGGGUUUGGAGAAGACCUGAAAACCUUCCGUGAGCUGAAGGUGUCGCUCCUUCUCAACCUCUCCCGAUGUCGAAGGAAAAUGAAUGAUUUUGGAAUGGCGGAGGAAUUUGCCACUAAAGCACUGGAGCUGAAACCGAAAUCUUACGAAGCUUACUAUGCAAGAGCAAGGGCCAAGCGCAGCAGCAGCAGGCAGUUUUCAGCAGCCCUGGAGGACCUGAACGAGGCCAUCAAGCUGUGUCCAAACAACCGUGAGAUCCAGCGGCUGCUGAUGCGGGUGGAAGAGGAGUGCAGGCAGGUGCAGCAGCAGCAGCAGCAGCAGCAGCAGCCACCGCUCCCGGUGGAGCCCGAACCCGAAGCCCAGCACGAAGAGCUGUAUUCCGUGCAGGAUAUCUUUGAGGAGGAAUACCUUGAGCAGGAUGUCGAAAAUGUUUCCAUUGGCCUGCAGACAGAGUCCAGGCCAAACCAAGGGCUGCCCAUCAUCCAGAGCCCACCGCCGUCCCCUGCACACAGGGACUCUGCCUAUAUUUCUGGCUCGCCUCUUGGCUCUCAUCAGGUCUUUGAUUUCAGGUCCAAUAGCUCCGUGGGUUCGCCGACCAGGCAAGGGUACCAGUCCACAUCUCCUGCUCUGUCUCCGACACACCAAAACUCCCAUUACAGACCUAGUCCUCCGCACACUUCUCCUGCGCACCAGGGCUCCUCUUACCGCUUCAGCCCACCUCCCGCUGGAAGCCAAGGGAAAGAAUAUCAAAGCCCACCACCUUCUCCUCUCCGCAGAGGCCCUCAGUACCGUGCCAGCCCCCCUGCAGAAAGCAUGAGCGUCUAUAGGUCCCAGUCCGGUUCCCCAGUCCGUUAUCAGCAAGAACCUAGCGGCGUCAGCCAGCUCCCCGGUCGGCCAAAGUCUCCCUUGUCCAAAAUGACCCAGCGAUCCUUCCAGAUGCCCCAGAUGCCCGUGGCGGUGCCACAGCAGGGCCUGAGACUGCAGCCAGCGAAGGCCCAGAUCGUCCGGAGCAACCAGCCCAGCUCUGCCGUGCAUUCGAGUACUGUAAUUCCGACCGGUGCUUACAGCCAGGUGGCCCACUCGAUGGCCAGCAAAUACCAGUCGGCGUCAGGGGAGAUGGGGGUUAGUCAGAGCAGGUUGGUCUACCAGGGCUCCAUCGGGGGGAUCGUGGGUGACAGCAGACCCGUGCAGCACGUUCAGGCCAGUCUCAGCGCGGGAGCCAUCUGUCAGCACGGAGGCCUGGCUAAAGAAGAUCUUCCCCAGAGGCCGUCCUCGGCUUACAGGGGGGGUAUGAGAUACAGCCAGACACCCCAGAUUGGGCGAAGUCAGUCUGCUUCCUACUACCCGGUGUGUCACUCGAAGCUUGACCUGGAGCGGACCUCCAUUCCCGCCAGCCAGCUUGGCUCUCCGGACGUGUCUCACCUCAUUAGAAGGCCCAUUACGGUUAACCCCAGUGAAAUAAAGCCUCACCCACCGACUCCGAGGCCGCUGCUUCAUUCCCAAAGUGUUGGCCUCCGCUUCUCUCCUUCCAGCAAUAGCAUUUCAUCCACCUCCAACCUGACUCCCAACUUCCGCCCAUCUGCUUCGAUCCAGCAAAUGGAGAUCCCUCUCAAGCCAGCCUAUGACAGGUCGUGCGAUGAACUUUCUCCGGUCUCUCCCACGCAGGGGGGCUACCCCAGCGAGCCAGCACGUUCCCGGACCACACCGUUCAUGGGAAUCAUAGAUAAAACCGCUCGGACUCAGCAGUACCCCCACCUCCAUCAGCAGAACCGGACCUGGGCUGUGUCGUCUGUGGAUACUGUAAUUAGUCCUACGUCUCCUGGCAAUCUCCCCCAGCCAGAAUCAUUUAGCCCACCCUCGUCGAUCAGCAACAUUGCCUUUUAUAACAAAACCAACAAUGCACAGAAUGGCCAUUUGCUAGAGGAAGACUAUUACAGCCCCCAUGGGAUGCUGGCCAAUGGGUCCCGGGGAGACCUCCUGGAGAGAGUCACCCAAGCCUCCUCGUACCCCGACGUCAAGGUGGCAAGGACACUGCCUGUAGCGCAGGCCUACCAGGACAACCUGUACAGGCAGCUCUCCAGGGACUCCAGGCAAGGGCAGACGUCCCCAAUCAAACCAAAGAGACCAUUUGUGGAGUCUAAUGUGUAAAAGACGCUUGUUGGAGUAAGACCCUUAUGUUUUCAGCACACACUUCCAAGCUUGAUUUCCAUGCAUAUUAUUAUUACUAUUAUUUUUGUUUCUCUUUGGUAGCUACAUGAUCAAGUUUCUCCGGUACUUUCUGUGUGGUGGUCAAACAGCCAUGCACGUGCUCCAGCCCUUCUGUUACCCAGCUGACUGUGAAGCCAACAUCAGCCAAGCCAGUAUCAUUUGCCCAAUUCCAGCUAAGUUCCCUCAGUUUUCAGCUGUCAACCAGGAUAUUUUAGUACGUGGUGUGGGGUAGUCCAGAAAUAACCCCUACGCAGUGGGAGGUAACCAGCUCUUUUUCAAGAGACAAUCGCGUUUCAAUUUAAAUUGGUUUCUUUUGUCUCGAUGAGCUCUUACACAAUUCUGAUGAAAAUUCCUAGUGGGAACAGAGCAGGGAUCCCAGGAGCCUUUUCAGAGGCCGCGUCCGCAGGUCCCCGUGCCAGCCGGGUUGUUUCUCUGCCCGUUUGUCUCUUUGCCGACGAAGAGCGAAUGACCCGCGCAGAGCAGGGCGUCGUUUGCUCUAACGCGAAGUAGCUAUGCACAGUCACCAUCCUGCUUCAUCUGGUUUGUAGAAUUUUAAUCGGAAUUGUAUUUGUUAUUUCACCGCGUAAUCUGCCCGAAGGGGUGGGGAUCACGAGAUGCUUUGCUACUUUGCAGUUUACCUUCCAGGUGCCCCAACGUUGAUUUGCUCUGGGGGCAUUUUACAGGUUUGCAGAGAUUAAAGCUGGCCCUUUGUACGUGUUUUGAGCAGCCAAGGGAAUUGGCUAGAAGCCUCUCGUGGACUGGGAUUGCAACAACUUCGUCACACCAGUAGCAGAUGACUGCACCUCACACAUACAACACUGCGUUUUCACCAGGACAGUUUUAAUGUUGGGGUUUCCGUUUGGUUUUGGUGUUUUUGUGGGGUUUUGGUUUGUUUGGUUUUAGUUUGGGGGAAUUUUUUGGCUCACGAGGAAAAAAAAAUCGACUAGGAAAUCCUGUUCAAGGAGGAAAACUGCAGUUUAUUUUUCUGUUUUGAUGGGAUGCGUAACAUGGCAUCGUGGCCCGAGACGGGAAGGGUCCGAGGAGGUAACGGUGGCCAAGUCCUUCGGCAGCAUCACUUCCCCUCCGCGUGCUCCUGCUCUGGGACACCGUGCCGGAGCGGGGCUGCACCCCUCUAAGGGAAAUGCUGCUUCCUUAGAGCUGCAGGAUCCAUUCCCAAAAUCCUGGAAAGCAAUUGCCCUGUUCCGUACCUGCAAGUGGUACAGAGGAUGUUUUGCUCCUUAAGGACCUGUAGUUGAAAGAGAGAUAUUUAUAAUUUAUUUAUGCACUCUGUUUCAGGACAUUUGGGGGGUUUGGCUGGUUUUCUCUUAUUUUUUUUAAAUCAAAUGCAAAUCACGUCAAGACAGCGUGAAAAGCAGGGGACGCUUCCAAAAACCUUUUUACUGAAUUUUUGAGUUAUUCUCUGGAAUUUGAGGGGGGGCUGGAGGGAUGCUUCAUUUACUGCUGGUUGUUUUGUAAUCUGCCUUUUUCAGUUACCAAGGACAAACGGUCAGACGAGCUGGGGGGAGAGCGAUAAACGUGUAGCUUGUUUUAAAGCAAAAAUAGUGCCUGUUGCCCAAUGCUGAAUGAAUCUCACCCAUAUCAACUCCUAACAGCAAAAGGGAUUUGGUGCUGAGCAGGAAGAGCGAGCGAUACCUUUCGGUGUUUCCAAAGGGCUAUGCGAACCCAGCCGUAGAUUGAAAAAUUCCUUGAACCAAACUGCAGAGCCCAGCCUCAGCUGGUGUAGACGAGUGACGCUGAUUUACACCAGCUGAGGACAUGGCUCAAAGCUCUAAGCAAACCCUGGCUGUGGUCGGGCUGUCCUGCGCAUGGAUCAGCACAUCUCGUCGUUAUCUCACCGCCUCAUUUGCUCAGACCAACCCGGGACGCGCGUACCUUGGGAUGAUGGGGGCUUGUGUCUCAUAGACACGUUGCGAGUAUUCAGGGGGGUUUUCCUCUUCAGGCUUUGGAGAUGCUUGCGCUGUUUUGGCUAUUUUGUAUUUGUCCAAGCCAGUAUUUGUAUUGAGGUUGGCGUUUUCCUUCUCAAGUGCGGCUCGGCUCUGACCUUUGUUUUCUUAUAGGGCUGUAGAGCAGGCUGUAGACUCAGAGACCCCUCAGGAGCGCGGGUCCCGCGGCCAUGCCGCCGGUGCACGCCCUGCUGCUCUCCUUGGAAGGGAUGCGAUGGUUUUUGUUCCUCUUUUGGAAGUGGUGUGUUCUGCUUUGCAAGGAAUAACUGAUUUCUUUCCCUCCAUGUACAGCACGCCUAGCUAGCUAGCAACAUGCAUCCGUGGGUCUGCAGCAGCAUCAGUCGUUUUGCUCAAAGCCUCGCUGCCUCUGCUUUCCCAAAGAGUGAGUGGCUUUCUGCCUUGAGUUGCUUCUUUGCAAGGGAAAAGUAACCAAAUUCAGCCCCGUUGCUAUUUUGUACGGUGGAGUGAGACAUGCUACAGCUAUAAGCCGGCGUUCUCAGCUGAGAUGCCAACGGGACGGUCCGUGUUGAGGAGAGCGUUGUAAGAACUGCCUGUGCUUUGCUUUGCUAUUCACUGCCAUGUGGUUCCAGUACUGUACUCCCGAGAUGUCCCCUAGCAGCACUUCUGUGUGUAACUUUGGGUUCGUGAAGGUGUUUUAAGGGAACAACGAAACAGCUCACACUUUUACCACUAAGAUGAAUGAAUGCUGAAAUACUGCAGCAUGCAGGUUUUUUCACAAGACCACGUGUUACAUUUUCACAGGAUUCUUGCACUAAUGGUUUACCAUCUGUUCUCUCUGUAAAUGGGUGCACUUUACUGUUUGAAUUUGUUACUAUGAUAAAUACUGGAUAUUUAAGCGUGAGUAGUGUCUUCAUUAGAAAAUAGCAAAACAACUCUUGUCUCUUAGUGUAUUUUUCAAAAAAGAAAAAAGCAAUGAAUCAUAACAUUUAUAGCACAAGAACUGACUCUUGUAUAUAAGCAUCAACAGAUGGAGUAAUUUUUAAACACAAAAUUAUUUGCAGUGGUUUUAAAGCGCUUCCCCAGCAAUUCUCUUAGGGACAGCUGAGGCUUGAUUGCUGCUGUAGUCGCUGGGCGGGCGAGGAGCACACCUCUCCCUGGAAAAGCUGCUCCUUUCGCAGUCCCAUGUGUCCUCAAUGUCACGAUUCAGGUUUGGCAUGGACAAAAGCAGAGGUCAUUUCAUAUUUGCAGUCGUGCGUGGUCCUGUUGUAAAGUGCCCUGAUUUCACCCGACGUCCCUUUGCUGUGUCAUCUUAGAUGUAGACCUUAAAGACACUGCGCUGUAUCGACCGUCCGUGCUAUGCCUUUAGCCUCUUUGAAUAAUUAACAUUUGGGAUGCUGCUGCCAGUCGGUGCCUCCAUCCCCUCCCCUGGCUGCCCUGGUGCCACCCGCGAGCCCCUGCCUUGGCAGCGAGUGGGACUCGUCGGGUACACCAAGUAAACCAGAUUGUUGGUGAUGCUGAAACCCUCCAGAUUUGGUUCUUGGGGCGUAUUCGGUAGGCGAUGCUGGAGCGAACACCUGUAUUUAGCCACAGUACCCACCAGAUGUCCCUCACACUCCGCACGCGGUUGCUCGGCACUGGAUGUGCCGCAGAGCUGAAAUAUCUGCCAGCUCGGGGCAUCGGUGUCUGCUGCAUCGCGGUGUGGCUUCUCCGGUUCUGGUUUGUGUCCCAGGGGGAAAGAUGCUCCUGUCCUGGAGGCAGGGAGCCCUGCUGGGUGGGGAGGUUGUGCUGCUCUCUGUACCAGCCACCUUAGGAAUGGCAUUAAGGGCUUUGAAAAUAGUCGAGAGAUCAUUAUAAAGUGCUUGGAAAAGGAAAAAUUUUCCAAAGAUGAGGCCCUUGGAGGCUGUCUCCGAAGGUAAAGGCACAAUGCAGCUGGUGCCACCGCCUCGGUGCUGCUGCUUUGAUUCGAUGCACGGGAGGGCGAAGGCUGCUGCUGGGUACCUGCGGUGCAGGGGCUUCAUCCGAGCGCUGACCUUUGCGUUCUUCUUUAGCGUGGCUGUAAAGAAAACUGCUUAUCUAGUGUAAACGUGUGUGUGCAUAUAACAAAUACCUAAGCCAUAGUUGGGUUAGGUCCUGAACCAGGGUGGCUAUGAAAUUUGCAGCGAUUCAGUCCCCCCGUACCAAGGUUGUUCUCUAUUCAGGGUUACCCAGAAGAAGUCUAGCUAAAACCGAAGUGCCAGCUCCGCCUUAUCUCGAGAAACAAGCAAGCCAGCGUGCCUGCUCGUGCUCCACCUUCGUUGCAAAGGUGGGUCCUGGGUCAUCUGUUGCAAGGUCUUUGGUGGUUGUACUUUGAUUCGUCUUUGGGGGGGGUUCCAGACGACUCCUCUGCUGGGAUUAACAGUGUUUAAACAAGGGCUUAGGGUAAGAGCUAUUGUCCCUGCUGCGGCACGGCGCGGUGCGGGGACCUCUGCAGAUAAAUGCCUUCGCUCCCUUCUGGUUGCUCGACGCGAAGUCUGGUGGGGUGCAUUUGGACACAAGCACAAUGGUGAAAGUCAAUCUGCUUUUUUCAGAUUUGCUUGGAUAAUUGCUGGAUUUUCACUCAAUCAAACUCUUUUUCUAAUUCUAAACCACUAAGGGCUCAAUUAUUUAGCAAGAUGCGUUCGUGUCCAACUCCUGACUGCAGCUGGAUCUCACUGGGACUGUUACAGAUCCACCCAAGAGAAAACAAAGCUAACACGAUCGUCACCACUAAAGCGAACGGACACCAAACAGAUCCGCUGUACCCUUCCCUCCUGCUAAGUUUCUAGCUGUCGCGGUACUGGGGAGUCAGCAGCCGGGUCCUGUCCGCCACCAUUGCGUCCUGGUCUCUGUAGUCCCUCAAGCUUUGCAAGAAAGACUUUGUCCCUUCUGGGUGACGCUCUCCAGGGAGGCAGGUAGGCUCCAGGUGGUCCCCCCCGGAGGUUUAGCACGCGGGGGCUUAUUCGGUUGGGUGGGGAAGCCUCAGGCACAGGAAAUUCGCUCGCUUCACCUUUGCCUUGCCGUGUGCACUGAUUCUCCAGACACCAUUAGCAAGCCGAGAGCAGCGCCGUGUGCAUUACGUCCAUUUUGUCGCUGCACCGCUAACCCAGAGACUCGUGUGGACUCUUCCAGCACCGCAGGUGUCAUUCCUGUCCGGCGUUUUCUUUCCCAUAGUGUUGCAUUCAGCGUUUUGUCUCUGUUCUGUCUUCACUUCCAAGAGGAUCUGAGUUGGUACAAACAUGUACAGUAUACACACUUUGUGAUUUGUACAAUUCCCUGGUUGCCAUCCUUGAAGACACUUGCUGGGAAGAUCUUUAAGACACUUAAUUUUCCUUUAGCUUUUCUAUAAUUCUGAUGUAAAGGACUUUCUCUGUACAGUAUAUUAUUCAAUGCAUGUUCUGUUCUCUCUACUGAUAUAUUGAACACCACACAGUUGUGAUAUUGUGCAGUGGGGAGAGCAACCCCUGCCGACAGCGGAGGCCUUCGCCUCUCAUGUAUAAGGAAAGAAGAAAACAUAUUUUUUCCUUUGCUGUAUUUGCUUGAGCAGAGUUUUCUUGUCUGUACAUGUGAGCUGUGAGAUAGAUGUGAAAAGUUCAAAAGAAUGCAUUUCCCCCCCACCCCAAUGUAUACAGAUUGUAAUCUGUACAAUGAAAACUGUAUGUAUGAAAAAAAAAUGUACUUAUUUAUAAAUGGUUAACACUU
Messenger RNA from Cygnus olor (mute swan), 13886 nucleotides. It is a transcript of the gene TANC2, whose product is annotated as tetratricopeptide repeat, ankyrin repeat and coiled-coil containing 2. The record is from RefSeq and is a predicted model, not a curated record. The transcript has 30 exons. Gene Ontology annotation, molecular function: protein binding. The coding region runs from base 1960 to 8184 and encodes 2074 amino acids. Gene Ontology annotation, cellular component: dendritic spine. Gene Ontology annotation, biological process: regulation of dendritic spine morphogenesis. Lineage: Eukaryota; Metazoa; Chordata; Aves; Anseriformes; Anatidae.